AUGGCCUUCCUUUUAUUGUUCAAAUCAUUAAUUUUGUCCCAGCUUCUUCUGCUUCUUCUUGUUUCAGCUCACGAUGGAAAGUGUCCACCCUCUUUUGAAUGUGGAUAUCUUGGGCAGAUCAGUUUCCCUUUCACAAUCACUCAACGCCAAGACUGUGGCGUAUUGGCUAUACAUGGCUGUGAUCUUAAGGAUCCCACGGCUCCCAAAACCAUCCAACUGAGCAAUACAACAACAACAACAACACGGUUUCCUAUUGUUACAAGCGUGGAUUCUAAAACCAUAACGAUCGCAGAUGAUGUUCUACGGAAGAAUUUGCUCUCCAAAAGUUGCAAAACCUUCAACAAUUAUACUCUUCCUCCCACCUCUCCUUUAGCUUCUUUCUACAUCAAAUAUAAUAUAACUAUGUUCAGAUGCAAUCACUCUCUCACUCUCACCAUUCCCAAAUUUUAUAACUACUCAAACUGCUCCGAUUACAAUAUCUACUACUAUAUCCCUCUAAAUACUGCAAAAGCUCCUGGUUUCAAGUUGCCAAGCUCUUUAGCACCGUGUUCAACGAUUCAGCUUCCAGUGAGAGACCAGUCUACUAGCGACCCCUUUGAUUUUCUAUCUCCACAGGUCUUAAUUCAAGUAGAAUUAUCUGAUGAUUGCCACAAAUGUCAUCGCAGUCAAAGAGGCCAAUGCCAACUUAACAACGAAGGAAAAUUCUAUUGCUGGAAAGCUGUUACAGCUACACUAGUGCUAUUAGUAGGCAUGCUUUGCUACACAAGAUGGAAGAAGCAAAGUUCAAACCGUCAACGGAUCGAUGCGUUUUUGAAGAGACACGAACCCCUUCCAACCAGGAGGUAUAGUUAUUCUGAGAUAAAGAAAGCGACCAACUCCUUCGGAAAUAAAUUAGGACAAGGGGGAUUCGGCAGUGUAUACAAAGGACAAUCAAAGGAUGGGCUUUAUGUUGCAGUGAAGGUCCUAACUGAAUUGAAAGAUGAUGGUGAGGAAUUCAUCAAUGAAGUUGCAAGCAUCACCAAAACUUGCCAUGUUAACAUUGUUAUUCUUCUUGGGUUCUGCUUCGAAGGUUCUAAACGAGCUUUGGUUUAUGAGUUUAUGAGUAAUGGGUCUCUUGAAAAGUUUAUCUUUGAAGAAAAUGACCAGAUUGCAGAUCGCCAAUUGGAUUGCAAAACAUUGUACCAUAUUGCAAUUGGUGUCGCUCAAGGGCUAGAAUACCUUCAUAAAGGAUGCAAUACUAGAAUUUUGCAUUUUGACAUAAAACCUCAUAAUAUUCUCUUGGAUGAGAAUUUCAGCCCCAAGAUUUCAGAUUUUGGACUUGCCAAAAUUUGCACAAGAAAAGAAAGUGCAGUAUCCAUAUUUGGUGCAAGAGGAACUGCAGGGUAUAUUGCGCCAGAGGUAUUUUCUAGGAAUUUUGGUGCAGUAUCACAUAAGUCAGAUGUUUACAGUUAUGGAAUGAUGGUCUUAGAAAUGGUUGGGAGGAGAAAAAAUAUUAAUGCUCAAGUUGACCGUUCCAGUGAAAUAUAUUUUCCUCAUUGGAUUUACAAUCGUCUUGAAUCAAAUCAGGAGCUUGGUCUUCGGAAUAUAAGAAAUGAAAGUGAUGACGAAAAGAUGAGAAAGAUGACAAUAGUGGGCUUAUGGUGCAUACAAACAGACCCUUCAACUCGACCAGCCAUAAGUAAAGUGGUGGAAAUGCUAGAAGGUAGUGUUGAGUUGUUGCAAAUACCACCUAAACCUUUUAUGUCCUCUCCUUCCACCUCUCCAGUCCAUUUGUCAUGUGAGACACUGUAG
Gastrolobium bilobum is the source of this 1791-nucleotide messenger RNA. RefSeq names its product LEAF RUST 10 DISEASE-RESISTANCE LOCUS RECEPTOR-LIKE PROTEIN KINASE-like 2.5. Bases 1 to 1791 code for a protein of 596 amino acids. Gene Ontology annotation, molecular function: ATP binding; protein kinase activity. Lineage: Eukaryota; Viridiplantae; Streptophyta; Magnoliopsida; Fabales; Fabaceae. The transcript is spliced from 2 exons. The record is from RefSeq and is a predicted model, not a curated record. Gene Ontology annotation, biological process: protein phosphorylation.